CCGCCACCGGCAACACUGCGCGCCGAGUUCGCGCAUCUCCCCCUCCCCCUGCCCCGUCCGGGUACGGUCGCUUUUUCGCCGUCGUAGUCAGCAGCAAUAACAGCGAGCCAGGCGGGCCGAGCGGGCGUGGGCAGUGUAGCGGCAGCUCCGGCCGCCUUCAGUCACGGAUCGCCGUUUGUCGCCGGGAGUGGUCUCCGCGUUCACCGACGCUGCGUCGUCUGCUCCUUGCGUUCAUCGAGUGCGGCCUUCUUCGCUUCGCGCUGUGAAGCUUGCAUCCCGGUGGAACGCUGAGCCGAAAUGGCUUCAGGUUUAGGAUCCGGCCUUUCGACUUCCGUUCCACGACCCUCAGAAACAUCUUUUGAGCACCACAUUAACAAGGACAUGAUUGGCACUUCCUGUUCCCCACCAUGGGACUGAUGGAUCCCAAGGAGAAAAAUGUCAAGCUGACCCGCCUCAAGGAGACGGGGCCCUACCCGAGUCUGCGCGAGCUUUACAACGUGCACGGCAAGCUCCAGCGAGAGGACUACCUGUGCGCGCUGGAGGAGCAGAUUGCUGAGCUGCGUCGCGACAAACGACUCCUGGACACCAACAUCAACUGCUACCGCGUAGAAGCCCGCUGCGUGCAGUACAGACAGGGCGGGCGCUUCCAAAGAGUGACUGGGGUGGAAUUUAAAUUCGAUGCCAGCAAGUACCAGGAAGUGGAGUGGGACGAGGAAAAACGUCUCAUGAGGAACAACAUCGUACUGUUGACCCAGAACGGUCUUGAUGACUUCCUAGUGGGCCGUAUAGAGGAGAGCGGCGAGAAGCUGCUCCGGAAGGGUGAAAUAGUUGUUGCCAUGAUUGAAAAAUUUGCGGAUAAUGGGUAUCCGACCCUUCUGGAUCAAGAGCAAUUCGUGGGUCACACGUUCCAUAUGGUUGAAAGUGACCCGUUUCACUUCCCGUACCUGCAAGUAUCUCUUAGAUUGACCAAAGACGAGCAAAGUAUCGUCUUCGGGGAAGAGCUGUUCAGGCUGUAUGACGUGAAUUUUGGCGUGCACCUACCGCCUAGUGAGACCAGCUUCCAGUUUGAAAAAGAGAUUGUUGACAGCGUCAUGCCUUCAAGACCGCCACCUUACAUGCAGCAGUAUGAGGGGGUGGACGUUGUUAUGAAGCGGCUUCGGAGGUCCAUCCGCACGAGCCUUAACAGCUCACAGGCUCUGGCUUUAAAGAAAAUACUUCAGUACAGAGUAGCUCUCGUUCAAGGGCCCCCAGGAACGGGGAAAACAUACUUAGGAAGCAAGGCAGCCCAGAUGUUCGUAGAGGCUAAGAGACAGCUUCCCACAGUGUUUCCGGGCCCCGUCUUGGUGUUCUCUGCGUCAAACCAUGCUGUGCAGGAGUUUCUGCUUAGGUGCCGGGAGUUCUCGGAUCAGGUGAUCCAUUGCUGUAGCAAUAAACACGAGCGUGACCCAGUGGACUUUGGUCCCCUUCAGAAGGAGCAUGACCUGGCGAGGCACAACGAGAAACCUGCUGUUCUGCAACGUGCCGAGAUCAUCGGCAUGACGACUACACGGGCCGCCUGCCUCAGGAAUUCAUUGGACAGCAUGAAGAUCAAAGUUGUGAUUGUGGAAGAGGCGGCUGAGGUCCUCGAGGCCCACGUGCUGGCUUGCAUACCUUACAGAGCAGAACACCUAGUCCAAAUUGGUGACCAUCGCCAGCUGCGGCCAGGGUACGGUCACAGGCAGCUUGCCGAAGAUUACAAUCUCUGCCAGUCGUUAUUCGAACGAAUGGUCAACAACAGGGCGGACUGCCCCAUGCUGAAUGAACAGAGACGCAUGCGGCCGACCAUCUCCCGCCUGGUUCGCAGUGUCUACCCGAAUCUGGUGGACCACCCCAGCACCUUCAACCGGCCCCGUGUCAGCGGCGUGGACCUGGACGAGCCAGUCUGGUUCAUUGACCACGGCAAUGAAGAACAAGAAGAAGGAAAGAGCUAUAAGAAUCCUGAGGAAGCUGCGAUCGCGGUCGAAUUGGCGAAUUACCUUCUCCUCCAAAAUAAUGAUGUCCGCAAGAUAACCAUCUUAACUACGUACCGGAGACAACUGCGGUUGUUAAAGCAGCUGCUUCAAGAGCACGCGAACGACGAACUGAAGAACUUGCGAAUAUCAACCGUAGACGGGUUCCAGGGAGAGGAGAAUGAUGUAAUCAUACUUUCUCUGGUGAGAUGUAAUCCCUCGGGGAAAGCUGGCUUUCUCAAGAUGGCCAACCGAGCCUGUGUGGCGCUGAGCCGCGCCAGGAACGGCUUCUUCAUGCUGGGCAAUCUGUUUUGCCUGACGUCCUCGCGCGAGCCAGUGUGGCUGCAUGUGCAAAAGAUCUUGACGCAGGAGCGCAGGGUGGGCCCCGUGCUGCCGCUGCUGUGCCAGCAUGGCCAGCGGGUCGGCGUGCGGUCGGCGGCGGACAUCCGGGCGGCCUGCCAGCGCUGCGCCCUCUGCCGGAGCAAGCUGGCCCUGGCGAGCGUGUGCAAGGCCCUGGAGGGCGCCAGCCUGCGCGACGACUAGCCCGCGAAAGCUGCAGUGCCGUGCAGAGCCGCAGCCGCCACGGCCACGCUGACACGCUGCUCCUACACCUUGUGUCAAUUUGUUUAGCUUGUAAGCUUGUUUGUAAGCUUGCUCCCUCCUGGGCAAGGAUCUGUUAACUAUUUUUGUACGUCUGUUAGUCCUAGUUCCACUGACUGAAAUUAUCAUGAUAGGAAGUGAUGUACCGUAUUUAGGUGUUGAAUCCACUUACUUAAACGGAUAACUCAGUUUAAUAUAUUUGUAAUUUACUACUUUGUCAUUAUCUGUCAGUUUUUGAGUUGCUUCAUUCAUGAUGGAAUCGUAGUGAUGUUCGGUUGGCAACAAAAUCCUCAUGCUUCUGGUAUAUGCCAAAACAAGAUAUUGUUCUCCUUUAUUGUGAUACUGUUGUACAUUAACCAAUCUCUACAGAAAGCUAAGAGCAUGUCAAUUGUUCUAAAUAAGGUUUCUGAUCUCUUAGUUCGUAGUUAUAAUUUCGAAAAUUUUGUACUGAAGUCAAAGGUUUAACAGUUGGAGGUUUAAUAAUUAAUCACUGUUAACUGAUCUGAAUUGUGCUUGCAGAUCGUGUUAAAUUUCUCUGCAUUUGUGGUGACACUGCCAUUCAUUACAAGUUUAUGAAAGUAAAA
Messenger RNA from Thrips palmi, 3172 nucleotides. Its product is annotated as NFX1-type zinc finger-containing protein 1-like. Gene Ontology annotation, molecular function: helicase activity. Bases 408 to 2531 code for a protein of 707 amino acids. Gene Ontology annotation, biological process: regulatory ncRNA-mediated heterochromatin formation. Gene Ontology annotation, cellular component: nuclear RNA-directed RNA polymerase complex. The record is from RefSeq and is a predicted model, not a curated record. The transcript has 12 exons. Lineage: Eukaryota; Metazoa; Arthropoda; Insecta; Thysanoptera; Thripidae.